This is a messenger RNA of Megalobrama amblycephala (Wuchang bream), 8364 nucleotides long. RefSeq names its product discs, large (Drosophila) homolog-associated protein 2a (gene dlgap2a). Gene Ontology annotation, molecular function: molecular adaptor activity. Gene Ontology annotation, biological process: signaling. Bases 1340 to 4573 code for a protein of 1077 amino acids. Lineage: Eukaryota; Metazoa; Chordata; Actinopteri; Cypriniformes; Xenocyprididae. The record is from RefSeq and is a predicted model, not a curated record. Gene Ontology annotation, cellular component: postsynaptic specialization; glutamatergic synapse. The transcript has 14 exons.
AUGUUCACUUAAAACAUAACUGAUUGUGUUUACGUGAAUACUCACCAAGACUAGCAUUUUGACAUUAUUUUGUGUUUAUUUGACUGUUUAUGCGCAAUAUAAGCAGCAAAAAAGAACUCAAUUUAGUACUGAGACAGAGACUGCUUUAUGUACGCGUACUUUGGGUGUGGGCACAAAAGUUGGAACGAGCAAAAUUAUGCCAAUACAUGCAAUUCCGCAAUCAAACAUGCAAUCAUUUUCUUCAAAUUUACAUUGUUGCGGCACCUGUUUUCACACUCUGUCUGAACGCUCUGUUUUCGUUUUGAUUUCUUUAAAGCCCCUCCUUCUGAAAAGCGUAGUCUGCCUGGAUUGGUCAGCCAACCAGUCUGUUGUGAAUGGUCUGCUGCUUAGAGCUUGUGUCGGAAAAGUAAAGCCCCGGCAUGUUUUAUCUCCAGAAGCACUGUAAAUACUACUGUAAUUACGCUAAUCUUCACAUGUGAGACUUGUGAUGGACAUUUCACAAUAUUACUUUUUUUUUUUUUAUCCAUCUCUUACAUUCUUAGGAAGUCCAUGCAAUAAUGUGUUUCAAAAACAGCGUUUCCUCAACAGCCUUACAACUACAUUUGUUUGGGGUGAGCCAAGAUAGUCAACAGGCGGUGUUAUGUAAAUGUGUUACAUGCCGUAGUUACAUUAUGGAAAUAAUAGCUGGGCUACAAACGAGGCGUUCGAGGCAGGUGCUUUCUGUUGGAGAGAUUCACUCCCUUUGGCAUGGACUUUGUGCUUUGUUAAUUUCAGUCUGCAAUCUGUGCUUCUCUGUUAUUGUCUCCAGAUAUUUCGCUGCAGUUGUGUUGGAUUUGGAUGAAGGAGAAAUAAUAACAACAACAUGCUGCUGCAAGACUAUUACAUCUCCAGUGAGACCAGCACCAUUCUGGUCCUGUCAGUUUUAUCCGUCCCUUCAGAUUCAGAAAUGUAACAGUGUAGUUAUUGCAGAGCCUUCUGGGAGUUAAGGACACAAUCGCAUUGCUUCGAUUUUCUGAAGAACAAAUCUGAUUCUUUGAAGGUUCUUUGCUUUUAACCUUUGGAAGAACCUAAUCAAGCGGCCGUAUUGGCUGGUGUUUACAGACAGUGAUCCAAAUAGGACCGUUUGUUCUGGAUGUGCUUUAAUGUGAUUCUCUGUGUUGUUCAGCCUCUCACAAAGUUUCAUUUUAAUGAAGUGCUUCUUUGUGAUUCACUAUCACUCUAGAAUAUUCUUUCACAUGCUCGGAAUAAACAAACUUGACAUUCUCCUUUAGGUCCUCUUCAAUCAAGAUGGACUUGGGCAUCAUUAUGGUGUGUGCUGACCUGAGCUAAAGAUCUCCUUAUGGAUCAGCUAGAUUCAUGGUCUCCACCGCCGUACUUCGAUGAAGACAGCUACCCCUCCCCUCCCAGGAAUAUGAAAGGUUUAUCAAGCGGCCGUCCUCAACUCACCUUCACAUCAGGACACACCUGUGGGCUGCCAGACUGCGAUCAGUCCCUUGAUCACUUGCAGCAUGUCGGCCCCGACCCUCGCUCUCCCUACCUGCUCAGUCCGACCGAGAGCUGCCCUCUGGAUCCACACCGCUGCUCUCCCCGCAGCUCCAUCCACUCGGAGUGCAUGGUGAUGCCUGUUUCUAUGGCAUCUGACCACGUUUCCAGCAGCACCUUUCCCAGAAUGCACUACAGUUCACACCACGACGGCUCGCGGGAUGACGGCUCCACUUCUCACGGUGGCAGCGGCGGUGGAGGGGUCGGUGUCAGUGUUGGCGGUGGGGGCGGCGGGUCCGGGAAGAUGAACCGUAUUCCUGCGAACCUCCUCGACCAGUUUGAGAAGCAACUGCCGAUUCAUAGAGACGGUUUCCACACGCUGCAGUACCAGCGCACGUCCGCCACCACCACGAGCAGCGAGCAGCGCAACGAGAGUCCCGGGCGCAUCCGCCACCUGGUGCACUCCGUCCAAAAGCUCUUCACCAAAUCCCACUCGCUCGAAGGGUCGUCCAAGAUGAACGGCACCAAGGGAGACUCUCGCUCAGACAGCGGACACCACCACCACCACCAUCACGGACAUCACCAUGGAAACCACAAACACAGCAAAAGGAGUAAGAGCAAGGAACGCAAGUCAGACUCCAAGCAACGCUCAGGGAUAGCAGGCUGGUGGAGUUCUGACGACAACCUGGACAGCGACAGCACCUACCGGACUCCCAGCAUCAUGAGCCGGCACCACGGAGAUCAUAUCACUCACUGUUACCCAGACACGGGCCAUGGGCACUUUGGCGACCUUUCGCUCAAGACCUCCAAAAGCAACAACGACGUAAAAUGUUCAGCAUGCGAGAGCAUCGCUAUGGCCCCGGAGGGCAAAUUUAUGAAGCGCAGCUCCUGGUCGACGCUGACCGUCAGCCAGGCUAAAGAAGCCUACCGCAAAUCUUCCCUCAACCUAGAGAAACCAUCCAUGCCUCAAGAUCUGAAGUCCUCCAUGAGGCCUUGUCAUUAUUUGCAGGUCCCUCAGGAUGAAUGGGGAGGGAGAGAUGAGGAGAUCCCAUGCAGAAGGAUGCGGAGCAGCAGUUAUGUUAAAGCCAUGGGCGAUCAGGACAGCGGAGACUCCGACGGCAGCCCUAAAAACUCCCCGCAGAAAAGCGUGCGACCCGACGCGCUUGUCAAAUCCGUACUGCAGAGACAACUUUCAGACCAGAGCUCGUACCGUCUGGACAAGUCAAGCCGAGACAUGGUCAAAUACCUCACCAAUAUCACCGCAGAUUUAAGUCAAAGCUACCAUCUUCAGACCUCUAGGGAAAUCCAUCCCAGCAUCACACUGGAACCGUCUCCCAACUACAACUCGCCGAAGUUCCGCUCCAGGAACCAGAGCUACAUGAGAGCGGUCAGCACCCUGAGCCAGGCCAGCUGCGUCAGCCAAGUCAGCCAGGUGAGCGAGACCGAGGUUAAUGGGCAGUUUGAGUCGGUGUGUGAAUCUGUGUUCAGCGAGGUGGAGUCUCAGGCCAUGGAUGCUUUGGACUUGCCGGGCUGCUUCAGGACACGCAGCCACAGUUACCUGCGAGCCAUCCAGGCUGGAUUCUCACAGGACGACGACUGCGUCCCCUCCAUGACAUCAUCAACUGUCACCUCCACCAUCAGGUCCACCACAGGAAUUCAGUUCCAUCUCCCUUCUUCAGGCAGUGUGGACCGUCCUUCACAACAGCCACCAGCGGUCACCUACACACCCAGUACACCCACCUAUAAGAGGACGCCUCCACCCGUGCCCCCUCGUUCCACCUCUAAGCCCCUCAUCUCCAUCACAGCGCAGAGCAGCACAGAGUCCACGCAGGAUGCCUACCACGAGGGACAGCUGGCCAGAGGUGGCAUUUGGGGUUCUGAAGGGUUGAGUCUGAGUUUGGGUCGAGCCCUUUAUAACUCUACUGACAGUCUGGACAGCGCCAAGGCCGUCACUAUUGCCAUGGAAGCGGCUGCCAUGGCAAUGGCAGGAAAGAGACACCCCUCCACAGACAGCCACAGCUCAGUAAUGACCUGUGAUAAAGCUGUGCUGGUGUCCAAGGCGGAAGAGUACCUAAAAACACCAAGGUCUUCAAUAGGAAUACAGGUGGAAGCGGCGACUGAUUCUGAGUGUGAAAGCAAAAGCUCUCGAGAGUAUCAGUCUGUUGGGAUUCAAGUGGAAGACGAGAGACGGCAGGGCCGAUUUAAGCGGUCCAACAGUGUCACCGCCGCCGUUCAGGCUGAUCUGGAGUUGGAGGGUUUUCCUUUAAUGGAGGAUAAAGGUCUUCAGUUUGGUGGAGGUUUCCAGCGUCACAGUGAGCCCAGCACCCCUACGCAGUAUGGCGCCGUACGGACCGUCCGCACCCAGGGUCUCUUCAGCUACCGUGAGGACUACCGCACCCCCACGGAGCCUCCGAGUCCCCAGCGUAGCCCCGAGCCCUGGCUGGAGCCCUCGCCACGGGAACCCAUCGCCACCGUGGCGGUUACCGUGACACCGCCCCAACCCACGGAUUCGGGAAGAGCGUCGCCCUCGUGCAGGAGAGACGGAAGCUGGUUCAUGCAGCUUCUGCACACGGAGACGAAAAAGAUGGAGGGGUGGUGCAAAGAGCUGGAGGGAGAGGCAGAGGAGAACGAUCUGUCAGAGGAAAUCCUGGGGAAGAUCCGGAGUGCAGUAGGAAGCGCACAGCUCUUGAUGUCCCAGAAAUUCCAGCAAUUUUAUUGGCUUUGCCAGCAGAACCUAGACCCCAGCGCCAUGCCUCGGCCCACCUCUCAGGACCUGGCCGGGUUCUGGGACCUGCUGCAGCUCUCCAUCGAUGAUGUUACCUCCAAAUUCAAUGAGCUGCAGAAGAUCAAGUCCAACGAUUGGAGGCUUAUUGAGAGUCCUGUGAAGAAGCUCCCGCCGCCAGUACCAAAGAAGACAUUACGUAAGAGUGUGACGAGGGAAAAAUCUUUGGAUCUCCCAGAUCGUCAGAGACAGGAGGCACGACGGCGCCUCAUGGCGGCCAAACGCGCAGCUUCAUUCCGCCAAAACUCAGCAUCGGAGCGGGCCGACAGCAUUGAGAUCUAUAUACCGGAGGCCCAAACACGGCUCUGAGAGUCACAGGGAACACCUUUAUAACACCAUCGUCAUCAUUCUCAGUAACAGAGCCAGUUUGAAGUAUCUCAAUACAUUCAUCAAGCAAAACAAAAGAAACAGAAGGGUUUUGUAACUUGUUUCAGAACUGCCUACAACAUCCAUAUGAAGUUUUUCCUUUUUAAGGAAACAUACUUCACCAAAAUAAACAUAUUGCACAACAUAUCGCAAUUGUAGACCCACAUGAUAAUGACAUCGCUUGAUAAAGCAAAACUUUAGAUUUAAGCUUUAAUCACAGCGGAAUAACAUGUCCAAUCUGACGAUCCUUCUGUGAGUGUCUUUAUGACAUCCAUUUAGCACUUUCAAAAUGGAGAAAAUUACAUUUUUAGGCCUCAAAUCUACACAAUUCAUUUCUUUUCAUUAAAUUAAGAAACCUGAAGAAAAGUCUUUAGUUCCGUCUGGUUCAAUUCAUUCAAGUUUUGUAGCUUUGUAUUUCCAUGGUUACAUUUCAUUUCUUUAUCUUGGUAUUUCUUUUUUUUCUUCUUCUUCUUCUUUCCAUCUCUCUCUUCCCAGUGAAGUUCGUAGUAUUUUUCUCAUGAACUCUCAUGUGAGCAUUUAUGUAAGUGCCAGUGCUGAAAUACCUCAAUCAUACAUUUUAGACUGAAGCCGUAGGCCAGUGCGGACAGUCACAGCCUUUUAAAAAAACGUUGUUGGUCAUACACUGUUAUGGGAGAACUUAAAUCUCAGCCUGAGGGUUUACACUGUCGGAUUAGAGAUCAGUUUUUAUUAUACUCCUACUUACUGAUAUCAAAUAUACAGCUGUCACACUACUACAUACUUGAUGUUUAUGUCAUUCUAGAGGAAUUACUGUAGGAUUUUGGGUGCAAUUGCUUAAAACCUAAAUUCAACAAUGUAAAGGUUCAAAAAUGCAUUUUUGCACUUUCUUCUUCUAAAUGUAUGUUUGUAUGUAUUUCCAAGGGAAAUGAAGUUCUAAAAGAUAUUGUUGCAGUUGAAUUGCAAGGUUUUGUGUGACUAUCGAUUUAUCAUUUAAGGUCUCUGAAUGUUUUCAUGCCUCACAUUGUCAUUCAUCAGUUUGCAUUUGUUUUUACUAAAACCAUUUUCCUCUCCAUCUGCUGUUAUCAAGCAUCUGACCCAUGUUCUCCACCAAAAAAAAAAAAUGCUUUUUAUCUCCUUUCUGUAUGUCUUGACAGAGAAUCAAUGAUCGUGUCUCAGUUGAAGGAGAUGUCGGGUGUUCCCAUAAUUAUCUAGAUGACUUUGCGGUUGGUGAUAGAUGUUUUAUCAGUUAGACCGUCUGCAGUCCACAUACCACACAUCUGUGAGAGCGUGCAGAAUGAUAAGUUCAAUUUAACUCUGUAAUCAAAGUAGAAACCGAGUCUAUUUGAUGGCAUUUGUCUGAACAGGCGGCUGCAGUAAACAGGAUGGUUGAUUAUAUUAGAUGAUCAAAACUGAAGGUCAAUGCUGCUUUGGAUUGUUAUACAAUCAUUGAAUUUGUUUUAAAAUUUGUUUCGUUCAGAAUGUAUCACUAAAGAUAUCCACUUCCUGUUCCCAGAGAUUUAAACUUCUGCUUAAACAUCCUGCAUCCAACACUCCAGCUAAAAGAGUUUGAUAUUCUAUUAAUAAGAAGUGUAAAUGCAUGAACACUUCUGGUUGUCUUGUCCUCGACUUGCAGCCGCCAAAGUGUAACUGCUGACAGACUCAAAAGCCUUCACAAAGACUUUUUUUUUUUUUGAUUGCCAUAUUUUAUCCACUACAUAUCAUUUAAAAAAUGGACUGUCUAUCAAGCGCGGUCACAUUUCAUUUCAAAUGUCAAACUGUUUCCCCACUUUCUGUUUAGACUGCCCUGUUCUUGCCUCUGCGUCAUAGAACGAGAAGAGGCCAGAGAUUAGAGGAGAUUAGUUUUAUCGCUUCCACUCAAAUUCCUUGUAGCUUUAUAUUCUCAAUUUCCUUCGCGAGAUGACCUUGAGAAGAGCUUUCCGUUAUAGAAGCAAAUAUUUUCCUUUAAUUUCUCUGCUCUCUGUACUUUUCUGCUGCAAGUCAUUGUUCAAACACAAUUACAGCAUUUCAUCCAAGAGAGGCCUGUAAUCGAUGAAGAUGACUUCAAGCUAGAGGAAAUUUUUGGAAGUAUUUUCUCCAUACGUGAGCCAAAACACAACAUUUCUGUUGUAAAUUGCAUCUGAAGCUCUCAUUUCACACCAACAAAAGUUUUGAGUGAUUAUUUUGCUAGUCAUUAUUUGAAACAAGUUCUGGACAAUUUACAGCUUUGUAGUGCGAGUAGUGGCCCUUGGGGUUUACAGAAAUCCACCGGUCAUUACUGAUGCUUUCCUGGCCUUACAAACUAUUCAGGCUGUUGAAAUACACACUAAACUGAUGGUUUACACCGAUGGUACACUUUACAAUAAGGUCUCAUUUGUUAACAUUAGCUAAUGCAUUAACUAACAAUAAGCAAUAUAUUUUUGCAGCAUUUAUUAAUCUUUGCUUAAAAAAAUAUAGUUGUUCAUUGUUCAUAUUAACUAUUGAAAUUGUUGUAAAGUGUUACCAACCGAUUAUUAUGUAUAUGAUAUUUAAUUUUUCAUUAUGGCGAAGUGAAUUGAUUCUGAGCUGAUUAUUUUAAUCAUGUUUUAUGGUAAGUUUUUUUUCCUCUAUAUCAGAAGUAAUUAUGGUUGAUUUUGCGGUCCUGCGGUGUGGCAGCUGUCCUUUCUGAUUAACCUGCUCAAUUAUCAAUAUGCAAACAUGCCAGUAAUGCAGGCAGUGUUUAUAUGCCAAAUAUGCUUAUGUGCCACAUGUUUGAACAGCUUCUGCUGUUUAUAGAUCCUCACACACACCAUCUUCAUGUUUCAUCGUCAUCCUUUCAACAUGACAACCUGAAAGUGUUAUGGUGAGCUGGCCUUUAAUAAACCACCUGGAAGAACAAAUGCUCACUUCCCACCUUUUAACAGUGGAAUCGUGUUAUCAAAUGUUGAUUUGUUUGUAUGAUGGCCAUAUUUUCUUCAACAGGGUUGCACAUCUUGUUUAAACCACAUGUACAUUUAUGCUACUCAUAUGUACAUUUGCUCCAUUUAUUUCCAUCAGAAUAAAUCAUGUGCCAGUAUUUAUCAAAAAGAAAUGAUUCAUUCAAAAUGCUUUACCCUCCGAACCACAGUAUUUGAAAAACAGCCAACGGGUCUUUGGUACCGGUGCGGACUGAGAUGCCCCGGUUUCGGUUUCUUACUGUAGAGAAGCUUCGUUUUGGGACUGGACUAAUCCUGGAUCUCAGAAUGUGAAAAGAUUAUAAAAUCUUAGUGAAAAUAACAAAUGAAAAAGGUAGUUGUUUAGCUGAGAAUAUUUUCAUUUAUUAUACUGUAUAUCAUAUCUAUAUGAAGGGUGAAUAUAAUACCAAAUAUUCAUUAUUUGUACAGAAUUAUAUAAAUAUAAAUAGUUAUAUAUAAAUCUAUAUAUAUAAUAUAAAUACAUAAUUGAUCCUUUGUUGAAGCAAAACUCUUUUUCUGCUCUUCCUUAUUGGUUGAGUUGAGUUUCUUUGGGUGGCAUGCACCAUUCUGAUGCUGAAUGUGGGUUUUUCUGCUUCAUUGCUUUUCCAGAUCCCUUUUUUGAAUGUUGUUUAUUGUUACACUUAUCAGUUUAGUUUAUUUUGUAUGUAUUCAUGAAAUGUUUAAAUUGUGUUAUUAAUUUGUGUUACGAAUUUGACUAUUUUUGUUCUUGAUCAUCUGAAUUAUUUGUGUUUCUUUUCAUGACUUGAUUAUUGCUAUGAUCAUACAUUGUAAAUAAUUCAGUCAUUAAAUUUUUGAAGGAAAUGA